Marasmius oreades (fairy-ring Marasmius) is the source of this 948-nucleotide messenger RNA. RefSeq lists its product as uncharacterized. Lineage: Eukaryota; Fungi; Basidiomycota; Agaricomycetes; Agaricales; Marasmiaceae. The record is from RefSeq and is a predicted model, not a curated record. The transcript is spliced from 10 exons. Bases 1 to 948 code for a protein of 315 amino acids.
AUGAUAUCUGAAAGAGAUGUGCCUGUACACCCUCCUGCAACUGCUGGAUAUCAUGUUAUAGGAUAUUUCUUGAACUGGGGGUUUUUUGGUGCCCUAUGUGUUCAAGUCUUCCUCUUCUAUUGGGCAUUUCCAAAAGACAGACUAUUCUUGAAAUUAGUUGUUUAUGGCCUGUUUGCCUUGGAUAUCAUUCAAACUGCACUUAUCACCAGAGAUGCUUUCUUCAAGUUUGGCACUCAUUUUGGCAAUGUCACCACAUUUGCUUCCCUGGAGAAUCUCUGGCUCUCAGUUUUUGUUAUAAAUGCUAUUAGUGGCACUAUUGUCCAGCUAUUCUUUGCUUAUCGGAUCUCAGUCUUGUCCAAAUCCAGAAUUCUAGGGGGACUAGUUGCUCUUCUGGCUGUUGCUGGAUGUGCAGCUGGUAUGGCAAGUGGUAUUCGGGCCAAAAUCAGUCCACUCACCAAUCUGGGAACUAUUGCUAUUAGUACAAAGACUGAAUUUAGUGUCUGGCUAUCUAUUAGUGCAGCCUGUGAUAUUCUUAUUACAACCUCCAUGGUCACAAUUCUCUCCAGGAACAGAGGCACUGGUCUUAAUCCUGAGACUGAUCAUGCUAUUAAAAAGAUAAUUUGGUUGACUGUUGAGACAGGGACCCUCACCACUGUGGUUGCCAUUCUCACCAUGGCAUUAACUAUUGCUUUCCCUGAGAAGGCCUACUGCAACAUAUUGAUGGACAUCAUUGGAAAAAUCUACUCCAACAAUUUCCUGGUUAUCCUCAACCGGAGAAUCAGAAUCCUGGAUGGAAGGAGUAAUAUUACCCAGUCAGCAACUCAGCAAGACAGUUUCCGCUUCUCUCCCCCAACCACAAAGAGGUCUGGCACAAGUGAAACAACAGAGGUCAAGAUUGAGCGGCAAGUUUGGCCUGAGAACAACUAUUCUAGGGAAGAUGACAUGUAG